AUUUUGAGGAAGUAUGGCUGACCAGUGAUAUAACCAUUUAAUUGGGCACAUAGGUUUGAAUCAUGUUGCAAUCCUUAAUGGGAAAAAUGGCCUGCUGUUCGGCACGGGCUGAGAAUGUUUUAAAGAAAGGAUAUCAUGCACUUCACAACUUCGAUCGACAACGACGUUUGGAAUUGUUUUGUAACGAAAAACAGCGGCAAGCCAUAGUUCAUGAAAAGAAGGUUGAAAAGGUGUUCUGGACAAUUGAAAAUGACACUGGUAAUGAUCCUGUCAAGGUACUGAUGAAUCGAAAUAUUUCAACUUUUCGUGACUGUAUGAAACAUAUUUCGCGAUUAAAAGCUGAUCGUAUGGCAUUAGCAUGUGCGAAUGGUUCUUACAAGUCAGUACUUGAGAAAUUAUCGGGCAAUGGAAAAAUGAUACCAUUGGGUUAUAAUUGCCAGGAUAAACAUCACGCCAGUGCCGUUAAUAUGGCUUAUUGGCGAACAUGUGCGUUUUUAUUGGGUGCUGUUGUUGAUGAAGCAUUUGCUGUUGAUGUGCAGCUUGUUGGUCCUUCCACAAUAGACUAUCAUUCGGGUAGGUUUGAAUACAUUGCGAGGAUAAAGAAUUUGCAAAAUUGGACGCCAAACUCAGAAAAUUUGUUUGCGUUGACUGAGAAAGCCAUUGGAGAAUACAUCGCAAAAGCUUUGAUCGUCGAACCGUUGCUCGUAUCAUUGGACUUUGCAUUGGAUUUAUUUGAUUCAAAUGUUUGGAAACAAGAACUUGUUCAUAAAAUGAAGCAUGAAACCGAAAAUGGCGAACAAGGAGUAAUUAUUUAUCGAAUGGGUGAUUUCGUCGAUGUAACUUACGGACCUUUAAUUCCAUACACGAGUCAUAUUGAUAAAUUUGCUCUGACUAAAGUGGAAUACAAGAAUUCCGAAUAUCAUUUCAUUGGUGUAUCUGUACCGAAAGAAUUGAAAUGUUCGUCAUAUUCAUGGGAUUUAAUUUGUAACGCUUCAAUUAUGUCUCCUGUUCAGCAGCGAAAGUUACUUCAGGCUUCUUUUUGAACAUCUGCUUUUACGUACUCUGAAAUUCCAAUUCAGCCUUUUGUAAUGUGAAAUGAUUGUGAUCGGCUGAAAUAAAUUGCUAACUCUAAUCCACCUCUUUUCUUGUUGGAGUUGGAUUUCUCCAAUUUCUGUUUACAACAAGAACGGUUAGUGAGGAAAUGUCAUCGUUAAAUCACUGCACUGAAAUUGAAUACGAACAUGUGAUUAUCAUGCCUCAGUUUAUACGUUUGAUUCAGUUUGCUCGUUUCCUUGUCUUGUUUCUUCUUUUUUAAAUAAUAUUUCCGGAAGGGCAACUAUUCAUCCUCAUUUUCUUAUUCUUGACUUUGUAGGAACCUAUUCUAAGAUAACUUUUUCAUAGAAAUACCUUCUUGGCUCACAUCUUCACAUUUCCCUAUUGCUCUGGAUCGUAUUAUAUUUUUCUCUUAUGCUAUCACAGUACAAAGGGCAUACGUCGUAGAAUUUCAUAUCCACUAAAGCUUGUUUAUGUCAUGAUUAUGUCGAUGCUAUUAAACCCAUUUAUUUUGUAAUAAGUUGUUUAAUUGUUUAUAUCAUCACAGUGACUGAUAUUAAUAAUUCUUUUUUGUUUUAUUGCUUUUCCCUCUUUCUUCGAAUUUCGUUUUGCCAUUUCCAUUAUCAAUACGUUUCACAUGGAUAUUGAUGCUAUUUAGAAAAGAUUAAAUGUUCACUCGGCCAUUCAGUAUUAGAAUAUCGAUAAAGUGACACAUUUCUGACAGCAUCCAUGAACUUCUCUUAGCUUGUUAAUCUUUUGCACGAAUUUAAUUGCUGUGCUAGGAGAAGAUUAUGGAAAUGUGCAUAUCAUACGGUGACCGAAGUGUUACCUCAUGACAUACGUGUUUCCAUAAUUUUUCGUGUACCUGUUAAAAAUUUUCAGCGCUUUUGUGACGUUCAAAAAGUGAUAUGUUUCCUAUGCAUAAUAACCGCCUGUUUAUUAGAUGAAAGAUAUUUUAUAUCAGUUGUUAUCAAUCCUAUGUUAAUUGAAUAAAAACACACUGG
Messenger RNA from Loa loa (African eye worm), 2057 nucleotides. RefSeq lists its product as hypothetical. Lineage: Eukaryota; Metazoa; Nematoda; Chromadorea; Rhabditida; Onchocercidae. The record is from RefSeq and is a predicted model, not a curated record. The transcript has 9 exons. Gene Ontology annotation, molecular function: nucleotide binding. The coding region runs from base 63 to 1043 and encodes 326 amino acids.